AUAGUAUAAUAGUAUGGUACAUUUACAGUAAUAAAUUUGACAAUUCGUUUAGCUAAGCAACCAUGCUUUCCAAACUUGUCGUCGAGAGUUUUUCAUGGUCCACGACCACGGCUGCUGAUCAAUUCCAUCAGCCCACCGCCGCCGCCGCCGCCAUCGUCAUCGCUCUUCUUAUCCUAUCCCUAUCGCUAUGCCUUCUUCUGGUUGUCAGGAAACCGAGCAGGGCUGCUGCGCCGGGGCCGAGAGGCCUCCCCCUGGUAGGGAACCUCCUCUCCCUGGAUCCCGAGCUCCACACAUACCUGGCGGGCCUGGCCAAAUCCUACGGCCCCAUUUACAGGCUGAAGCUGGGUACAAAGACCUGCAUCGUCAUCACCUCCCCCGCCGUAGCCAAGGAGGUCCUCAAGGACCACGACACCACCUUCGCCAACAGGGACGUCCCCGUCGUCGCCAAGGAAUGCUCCUACGGCGGCGUUGACAUCGCCUGGAGCCCCUACGGCCCCGACUGGCGGAUGCUGCGGAAGGUUUGCGUCCGGGAGAUGCUCUGCGCCAAGACCCUCGACUCCGUCUACGCCCUCAGGCGCCGCGAGAUCCGCCGCACCAUCAACCACCUGUUCUCCCAGUCUCAGUCACAGUCAGGGUCGACGAUCGACGUGGGCGAGCAGAUAUUCCAGGUUGUGUUCAACGUGGUCACCAACAUGCUGUGGGGUAACACCGUCAAGGGAGAGGACGAGGCCAGCGUCGUCUCUGAGUUUAAGGACGUCGUCGGGCAGAUGACCGCCCUGAUGGGAAUGCCUAACUUCUCCGACUUCUACCCCGUCCUGGAGAGGUUCGAUCUUCAGGGGAUUCGGAAGAGGAUGCAAGGACUGGCUUGUAGGUUCGACAGGAUCUUCGAGGCCAUGAUCGACCAGAGAAAGAGAUCCAAAAUGACCGGAGACGACGACGCUGCUGCUGGGAAGGAGAGUAAGGAUUUCUUGCAGUUUCUUUUGCAGCUGAGAGACGAUGCAGAUUCCCAGACGACGCCUCUCACCAUAACCCAUCUCAAAGCCUUGCUCAUGGACAUGGUUGUAGGAGGAACAGACACAACCGCCAACACGAUCGAAUUCGCACUAGCUGAGAUGAUGGGCAAGCCUCAAGUGCUAAAGAAAGCGCAGCAAGAGCUGGACAGUGUGGUGGGUAAAGACAGCAUCGUCGAAGAAACUCACAUCAGCAAGCUGCCCUAUCUGUACUCGGUGAUGAAGGAAGUCCUACGCCUCCAUCCAACCCUGCCGCUGCUAAUCCCUCACUGCCCCAGCGCCGCCUGCACCGUCUCAGGCUACACAAUACCAAAGGGUGCCCGCGUUUUCGUCAAUGUCUGGGCGAUCCACAGGGACCCUCUGAUAUGGGAGAAUCCUUUGGAGUUCAAUCCAGAGAGAUUCAGCGAUGCCAAAUUGGACUUCAGUGGGAAUGACUUGAGCUAUCUCCCUUUCGGGUCGGGCCGAAGGAUCUGCGCUGGAAUAGCCAUGGGCGAGAGGAUGUUCAUGUAUUCCUUGGCUUCACUGGUGCACUCAUUUGACUGGAGUGUGCCCUCAGGGCAAAGCUUGGACUUGUCUGAGAAGUUUGGGAUUGUCUUGAAGAAGAAAACACCAUUGGUUGCAGUCCCAACUCCGAGGUUGCCCAAUUCCAGCUUGUAUGAGUAACAUCUUUGGAAUUUUGUUUGAAAUUCAAUAGUUCCGCAAUGCAUCCGAUUGUGUGCUUUUUGCUUCGUAUGCAUAAUGCAUACUAUUGAGCGACAGCACAAAUGGAGUUCUGUAUUAUUAUUAUUAUUAUAGUGUAUCGGUUCGGUUUGAUGCCAAAUAAGUUGUCCCACUCCCAAUGCUGUAAUGAACGAGCAGCUGCUGCGAAUUAAUGUUUCAAAACGUUACCUAAAAUAAGGAUGUGUAUAUUCAGGCACUGCCUUGCCUUGCCUGUGCUCAGAUGGAAUAUGAAAGAGUUCAUUUACAGCAAGCAGAA
Messenger RNA from Andrographis paniculata, 1986 nucleotides. RefSeq names its product flavonoid 3'-monooxygenase CYP75B137-like. Gene Ontology annotation, molecular function: oxidoreductase activity, acting on paired donors, with incorporation or reduction of molecular oxygen; iron ion binding; monooxygenase activity. NCBI's taxonomy places the organism in Eukaryota, Viridiplantae, Streptophyta, Magnoliopsida, Lamiales, Acanthaceae. The transcript has 2 exons. The record is from RefSeq and is a predicted model, not a curated record. Bases 63 to 1673 code for a protein of 536 amino acids.